GAAGCAUACACGUGUGUGGACAACGUUUUGUGCCAACUUUCAUGACCAUUCAUGACACUAGAGCGUAAGGUAGAGAUGACCUACUCUCGAAGGCUGGGAGCGUUUGUAGUGCUCAUCGCCUUCAACAUUGUUGUGUUUCUAGCAUUGCAUGUGACCUUCUACUCUUCGAGUCGAGCACAUUUUCUGACACAAAAGCGAGGUCACUUAAUUGGACGGGUUAAUAGCCGCCUGGCCCUGGAGCGAGUUACACACACAAACAGCACCACGUUUGUAGUGCUCGGCAGAGAGCGGGAGUACCGCCAAGGGGACGUUCUUACUGCAGUCAUACAGGCGAGAGACGCCGGUGGAAGACCGAAGACGUACGGAGGAGACUUUUUCCGCGCGAAGCUCGUCAGUGUCCGGCCCAGGGAGGCGAGUAGCGCUGGGCACGUGACCGACCAUGGGAACGGUACCUACACGGUGCAGUUCCCACUGUACUUCGUAGGGGGCGUCAAGGUGUCGAUCGAACUCGUGCACCCUAGCGAGGCAGUGAAGAUACUGCGGUGCAUACGAGAGGUCCCUGCAAAGAGAGGGUACGAAUGUAUCUUCAUAGACUUCCAGCGGGGCACCCGAGAGGAACGACCAUGUUUCACCUCUCAACCUCCGGGACGGCCACCGCACCAACUGUGCGAUCUGUCCAGAAAGGAGGCGAACGGGACUUGGUUCUGCGAGAGACCGGACUCUUUGCCGUGCUCUGCUAUCGCAGCAUGUCGUCGAAACGUGACCGAGAAGGGAAAGGGGUCAUCGACAAGACUUGAUGUAGCGUCAGAAGACGAAAUGAAACUCUUUCGAAAACCGUAUGUAGAAUCAGAGCCUCUGAAACAGGACAGCCCAAGACCCAUAGAUGUCAAGGAAUCAGUAUCGCCCAUCUUCCACAGUCUUCCCGCAUGCCCUGCAAUUGCUGUCAACAAAGAACUGAACGUCGCUGUUCACUACCGUUCUCACGGCCUCCCCGUAUUGGGAUCGCAGUGGAUGAACAUCUCCCGAAUCAGAUACGUUGUAGACGAGGUAGACUCCAUCCAUGGCGGCCCAAACACGGUCAUAGUUCUGGGUCUAUGGGCUCACUUUACGGCUGAACCUCUAGAGAUGUUUCGGGCUCGACUCUACGCCAUCCAGAACGCCAUACGUCGUCUUCUCCAGCGCAGUCCCGGCACGCGGGUGUUCGUGAGGACUGGAACGACGCGAGAACACAAAGGCAUGUCCUUCUACCUGCGCGGAAGCGACUGGCUGGCGUAUCAGAUCACACAAGAAAUCAGAAAGAUCUUCGGGCCUGAUAGGAGCGUGGUUGUGUUGGACACGUGGGACAUGAGCGUGUGCCAGUGGGAAGCUGAUGAUGUUCACCCGGGACCUGCUAUGGUAGACAGUCAGAUGAACAUGCUACUGUCUCAUAUAUGCCCCGAGUAGGGAAAUCUAAUAUCAAAUAUAUAUUAAGCAAGCACAAUCAGACACUACGUU
This is a messenger RNA of Branchiostoma floridae (Florida lancelet), 1494 nucleotides long. Its product is annotated as NXPE family member 3-like. The record is from RefSeq and is a predicted model, not a curated record. The transcript is spliced from 6 exons. NCBI's taxonomy places the organism in Eukaryota, Metazoa, Chordata, Leptocardii, Amphioxiformes, Branchiostomatidae. Bases 52 to 1443 code for a protein of 463 amino acids.